AUCGACCGCACCAUCAUGCGAUAUGAAGUAACCGGAGAUCUAACGGCGAAUUUCAUCGGACCAUCACCAGAAAACUGAACAUGUUUCUCAAUGAUUCAUAGCGGCACUGAAGAACAACUCGUUUUAGAAGCUGCCGGAUCCGAAUACCUUCAGCUUAACAGAUGUGCUUAUUAAGCAGUCGAUUGUAUGUGCUGUAAGUUAAUGUGAAAGUGUACAUUGCCCACUGAAUACAGAAGUGUGUUUGCGGAACUGAAAAUGUUCGAGACCAAAGGAGCUUUCGGCAUUUGUCUGGAUGUGAUCUGUCUGCUGCUCGCUGGACUGCCCUUUGCAGUACUGAAUAUUCAGCACAAACCUUUCAAAAGAGGAUUUUUCUGCAGCGAUGACACCAUCAAGUACCCAUUUAAAGAAGACACGAUAUCGUACCAGUUACUGAUGGGAAUUAUAAUUCCAUUCACACUGAUUGUAAUAAUCUUGGGUGAGUGCUUGCCAAUAUAUCUGAGGUCCAGAUCUUCAUUCAGUUAUGAAUACAUUGGUCGUGUGUACAAGGUCAUUGGGUCAUUUGUGUUUGGAGCGGCGUUGAGCCAGUCACUCACAGACAUCGCCAAAUACUCUAUCGGUCGCCUGCGGCCACAUUUCCUGACUGCGUGUAAGCCGAAUUGGAGUCUCAUUGAUUGCAAAUCCGGUUAUAUUGAGAACUUCACAUGCACUGGAGAUCAAACCAUCAGCAAUGAAGGCCGGCUUUCCUUUUAUUCUGGCCACUCUUCGUUCUCCAUGUACUGCAUGCUGUUCCUCGCUCUGUAUCUCCAGUCUAGACUGCGAUUCGGAUGGGCUCGACUCCUGAGACCGACUCUCCAGUUCUCUUUUAUCGCCGCGUCUCUUUAUGUGGGUCUGUCACGCGUGUCUGAUUAUAAACAUCACUGGAGUGACGUUCUCACUGGGCUCAUACAAGGAGCGCUCGUGGCUUUAUUCACUGUAUUCUUUGUAUCAGAUCUCUUCAAUACUCACAGUAAAUCUCACAAAGAUGAUGACGAUGAUGAUGAUGAAAUCGCACACACGAGCCUCAAUGAGACAUCAGACUCACCAAACCACUACAGCAGCACGCAAUGAGGCGCAAUGAGGCGAAAAGAGGCAACCGUACCACUGUACAUAGAAACGUCCAACCACUCUUUCCAUUCGUCAGAUAUGGACUUGCGCUGCAUGUCUAAGGCCAGAAACAUACUUCACGCAAGUAUGCGAGGGCUUGGCCUAUGCACAUACCAACGAGACCUGAAAGAGCAAAAUCAAGCUUGUGUAGAAUCCGAGUAUGUUUUGGGUUUAAUGCAGCUGCUGCAGUAACUGAACAUGUGGGCCGAUGUCCUCCAGAACAUAGAUGAAAUCAGCCAACCACCCAAAUUAGACCCAGGCCCACCCAGAAAAAAAUGCAUAAAUUCUGAGAACAUGAAAGAACUGUUUGAAUGCGCCGCCUCAACGUUGUUGAAGGCAAGUUUAGCCCGUCCAUUUUUAUUGAGGCCCACCCACAAAUAUUCCGGGCGAUGCCCUUGCAUGAAAUCAUUCUAACUGAUACUGAUGGAAGUAAACAUUAAUAUAUCUUCCAUAGGAGCUCCAAUUCAAAGUCACAAUCAGGUUUUUUGACAUUUUUCACAUUGCACUGCAAAAGUGCGUCUUUCAUGAAUCUACAGUGCAGAUAUGUAACAAACGUUCAAUAGAGGAGCUCUGGGUAUCUCAGCGAGUAUUGACGCUUACUAUCACUCCUGGAGUCUCGAAUUUGAAUCCAGGGCAUGCUGAGUGACUCCAGCCAGGUCUCCUUAGCAACCAAAUUGGCCCGGUUGCUAGGGAGGGUCUGUGUAUCUCAGCGAGUAUUGACGCUGACUGUCACACCUGCAGUCGCGAAUUUGAAUUCAGGGCGUGCUGAGUGACUCCAGCCAUGUCUCCUUAGCAACCAAAUUGGCCUGGUUGCUAGGGAGGGUCUGUGUAUCUCAGCGAGUAUUGACGCUGACUAUCACAUCUGGAGUCAUGAGUUUGAAUUCAGGGCGUGCUGAGUGACUCCAGCCAGGUCUCCUUAGCAACCAAAUUGGCCUGGUUGCUAGGGAGGGUCUGUGUAUCUCAGCGAGUAUUGACGCUGACUGUCACACCU
This is a messenger RNA of Xyrauchen texanus (razorback sucker), 2134 nucleotides long. RefSeq names its product phospholipid phosphatase 1 (gene plpp1b). Bases 256 to 1107 code for a protein of 283 amino acids. NCBI's taxonomy places the organism in Eukaryota, Metazoa, Chordata, Actinopteri, Cypriniformes, Catostomidae. Gene Ontology annotation, molecular function: phosphatidate phosphatase activity. The record is from RefSeq and is a predicted model, not a curated record. Gene Ontology annotation, biological process: phospholipid metabolic process; signal transduction; phospholipid dephosphorylation. The transcript has 6 exons.